AUUUUCAUUUCAAGAAUAUUCGAUAAGUAACUGAUAUUUAUAUUGGAUAGAAGCCGGUAGUGAGCAGUGUUAUUGUAUUACAGUUAUAAACACAGGAGCAUACUAUUUUUCAGGUUACGUCUUUUUAGGACUUGAAUAGCUUCUUAAACUUUUCUGCACGAAUAUGGCAAACACAGGUUCCAUAUUCUGUAAUGACACGCUGCUCCGUGUCGUGCAAAAUUCAAACUUGUUCGAGGACUCGAAGACCUUCGUAGAUCUCCGACUAAGGACGACGCCAGAUGAGACAUUGAAAGCAUUUGCUGAUUUGAACAAGAACGGCAGGGAACCUACAACUGAUGAGGUCCACACUUUUGUGAGAACCUACUUCGAAGGCCCCGGUACAGAACUCAUCCAACAUACUCCAGAGGAUUGGAAUCCCAAUCCAUAUAUUGUGGGAAAAGUUGUCAACCCUGAUAUGAAAAUAUGGAUGGCUGAUCUGAACGCAAAGUGGAAGGAUCUAAGUCGAAAGAUUCAUAAGGACGUACAUGAUCACCCAGAGCGCCAUUCUUUGAUUCCACUUCCUCAUCCAUUCGUCAUCCCAGGUGGCAGGUUCAGAGAAUUAUAUUACUGGGACUCAUACUGGGUUAUCAAUGGACUGUUGUUAUGUGACAUGUUCCCUACUGUAAAGGGAAUGCUAUCAAACCUCCUGUACAUGGUUCAAAGGUUUGGCCAUGUCCCUAAUGGUACAAGAGUUUAUUACAUAACCAGAAGUCAGCCCCCAUUUCUUAUCCCGAUGGUUGACGCAUACGUACGCCGUACAUCCGAUCUGACUUUUUUAAAGGACAACAUACAUCUUCUUGAAAAGGAGUAUAACUUUUGGGAAGAUAACCGUACCAUAGAAGUCAUCAAAAAUGGUGAAGUCUACAAAAUGGCCCGUUAUAACGUUGACCAACCCAUUCCAAGACCAGAGUCAUACAGAGAAGAUGUCAAGACUACUGCUGGACUAUCCCAAGAACGCAAGAGAGAAAUAUUUUCCAAUCUCGCUUCAGCUUGUGAAAGUGGCAUGGACUUUUCUACAAGGUGGCUUCCAAAUCCCAUUGCCGACAAAAACACGAAUAUCUUAAAAAGCAUCAAAACAAAUCGGAUAAUUCCCGUGGAAUUGAAUGCUUUGUUGUAUUGGAACGCGGUCCUCCUAUCUAACAUGAACGCAAUGUUGGGUCUGACUGAUCAGAAAGAAAUGUUUCGUAAAAAAGCAGAACUUCGUCAGAGAGCAAUUGAUGCCGUUCUUUGGAACGAAUCGAGGGGAAUCUGGUUAGAUUAUGACAUUGACCUUCAGACCAGUCGAGAUUUUUUCUUUGCAUCAAACAUCAUUCCCCUGUUUGUGGGUUGCUAUGGAAACGAGAGUGAUAUGAACAGCAAAGUUGAAGUUGAAGAGAAAGUGAUCAAAUAUUUAAAGGAUGAGAAGGUCCUUGAUUAUCCAGGUGGGAUGCCAAGUUCGAAGAUUGAAUCUGGUGAGCAAUGGGAUUUCCCAAACGCCUGGCCCCCAUUACAACAAAUGAUAAUAGAAGGCCUAUCUAAUACAAAGAGUUCACGAGGACAAUAUUUAGCUAGAGAGUUGGCUGAACAGUGGGUGAAGGUCAAUUGGAAAAUAUGGAAAGAAAAUGGGAACAUGUAUGAGAAGUACGAUGUGACUAUGGGGGAGGCCGGUAGUGGAGGAGAGUACGACGUCCAGACAGGCUUUGGUUGGAGUAAUGGUGUCGUCAUGAUGCUCCUCGACAAAUACCCAGAUUUACUCUUAGAAGGAUGAAAGUACAUAUUAUCAACAUGAACACUAAUCCAGGCGAUACAUGAGUAACAAACAUGCGCUAUUUCUGUUUUAUAUCUAUAUUUUAGGAAUGCCAAAUUAUUGGACUAUAGUGGGCCAUAUUAAAUUUAAUUAAUCGUUGUUCCUGUAUAGGAAAUAAAAACAAAGAAUAUGUUACUUCAUAGAUAUAUUCUAGAAAAAGAUGUCGCGAGAUUCAAACGUUUCAUAGUCACUUCUAUUAGUAUCUAUAAAGUUUAUCAUCUUUACAGUGGACUCUUACGUGCGAGUGGUUUGUCUGUUCACGAAACAGUGGAAAUAACCUUUAUCUACAUUCCAUGAUUACCAGCCAGGAAGAACGCCUGAUAUCAUUCACAUUUACAAAACAUUCGAGUAAUCCAUGUCGGAAGUUCAAAAGGCAUUUCCUCGAUAUAAAGUUAUUUGUAAUUUUGUAUUGGUCCCUCUAAUUGGAGAGUAGAGACAACGUGUACUUUUUGUUGUAAAUUAAAGCUGUUUCAUGUCAUUAUUCUUAGAUAAUUACAUGAGACUAGAGAUUGUUCAUUAAUGUUUCGUUUAUCACACGUUGUCAUUGACUUGCGUUGAAAUGCUCAAUUAAAUGAGUAACUUCAAAGUAUUAGAGAUCCUUUAGAGGUAACAUAAUGGAGAAACACGAGCUGUGGAGACGAGAUUUAAUUGAUUUGACAACUAACAUUUACUGGUGAGCAAUUGCUUUGAACUUACAGGAUGUGCGAAUCUCUAUGUUGCCAUGUUGCAAUAUAUGUAUACCACUGGUGAUCCAAUCGAUUACGCUGGUUACCAAAACGGCUCGUUUCGGUAACAAAAUGUCGAAAUCUCAAAGGUACGAUUUUUCUUUUUUCCUUAUUUCACGCAUUGUGGGGAGAAUUCUCACGACAUUUUUAUCAUAAACGUGUGCC
Molecule: messenger RNA, 2715 nt
Organism: Owenia fusiformis
Lineage: Eukaryota; Metazoa; Annelida; Polychaeta; Sabellida; Oweniidae
Source: the annotation of a GenBank genome assembly